Vitis vinifera (wine grape) is the source of this 1490-nucleotide messenger RNA. Its product is annotated as polycomb group protein FIE1. Gene Ontology annotation, molecular function: protein binding; nucleosome binding. The coding region runs from base 107 to 1219 and encodes 370 amino acids. The transcript has 13 exons. Gene Ontology annotation, biological process: negative regulation of transcription by RNA polymerase II. Gene Ontology annotation, cellular component: ESC/E(Z) complex. NCBI's taxonomy places the organism in Eukaryota, Viridiplantae, Streptophyta, Magnoliopsida, Vitales, Vitaceae. The record is from RefSeq and is a predicted model, not a curated record.
AGCUUCUUCGAAAAUUAAGAAAUCUGAACCAAAGGUACGGCCAGGUGGCGCACAAUACGUACAUAUAUAGCCGCUUUGCAGAGCGGUGGGUGCCAUUGUGCGCAGAAUGGCGAAGAUCACACUUGGGUGCGAACCAGUGGUGGGUUCGUUGACGCCGUCGAAGAAGAGAGAUUACAGAGUCACCAAUCGUCUUCAGGAGGGCAAACGUCCCAUAUACGCCGUCGCUUUCAACUUCAUCGACUCUCGUUACUUCAAUGUCUUCGCUACUGUCGGCGGCAAUCGAGUAACUGUUUACCAAUGUCUUGAAGGGGGCGUCAUUGCUGUCUUGCAGUCUUACAUUGAUGAAGAUAAGGAUGAGUCUUUUUACACUUUGAGUUGGGCAUGCAGUAUUGAUGGCAUCCCAUUCUUGGUGGCUGGAGGAAUCAAUGGUAUAAUUCGUAUCAUUGAUACUGGCAAUGAGAAGAUACACAAGAGUUUUGUUGGCCAUGGGGACUCGAUUAAUGAAAUCAGGACUCAGGCACUGAGACCAUCACUUGUGGUGUCUGCAAGCAAAGAUGAGUCAGUGCGGUUAUGGAAUGUUCACACGGGAAUAUGCAUUUUGAUAUUUUCUGGAGCUGGGGGUCAUCGCAAUGAAGUCUUGAGUGUGGACUUUCACCCUUCAGACAUAUAUCGCAUUGCGAGUUGUGGUAUGGACAACACCGUUAAGAUUUGGUCAAUGAAAGAAUUCUGGACGUAUGUGGAGAAAUCUUUCACAUGGACGGAUCUUCCAUCUAAAUUUCCGACAAAAUAUGUACAGUUUCCUGUAUUCAUAGCAUCCGUUCAUUCAAACUAUGUUGACUGUAAUAGGUGGCUGGGUGAUUUUAUCCUGUCCAAGAGUGUUGAUAAUGAAAUUGUGUUAUGGGAACCCAAAACCAAGGAACAGUCUCCUGGCGAGGGUUCCGUCGACAUUCUUCAGAAAUAUCCUGUACCAGAGUGUGAUAUUUGGUUUAUCAAAUUCUCCUGUGAUUUCCAUUAUAAUGCAGCGGCUAUAGGGAAUAGAGAAGGGAAGAUCUAUGUCUGGGAACUGCAGUCCAGCCCCCCUGUUCUCAUUGCAAGGUUGUCUCAUAUUCAAUCAAAAUCUCCAAUCAGGCAGACUGCCAUGUCCUUUGACGGAAGCACCAUUCUAAGCUGCUGUGAGGAUGGGACAAUCUGGCGAUGGGAUGCUGUUGCAACACCCUGAGCUAUUCGUAAGGGUCUCGUCACAGGGCUUCACCAGAUUCACUACCCAAGCAUGCUGUUUCAUUCUGAAAUAUAUGCUGGUUAAGUUUGUAGUCUCUAAGACUGUUGAAUACUAUUUUUUUUUUCUUUUGAUUAUAAACAUCAAAUGAGCUCUUAUUUAAUUCCAAAGCUCUGUUAGAUUAUGUGUGACUUGUAGUCAGCAUCUUGACUUGCUAAUUACUUGAGUCAAGCCUGCUAAAACUCUUUAAAUUCCAUGUUUGAAGGCUUGAAUA